AUGGCGGAGGACUUCGCAAGAGCGGUGGACGAUGGGCUUAAGCUCGCCAAACGGAUUUAUUUCGGCAACGACAGAGCGGUUGCGGCGCCGAGGCUAACGGCGCCGAUGGAGAGAUCCUCUACGACGCAGGGUUAUCUUCCCUCGGCACCGAUGGUGUACGCCGUUAUACCCGACCCGGGAAUUGUGGAUAACCCGGACCUGCCUAGCUACCAGCCUCACGUGCACGGCAGGUGCGACCCGCCGGCUCUGAUUCCGUUGCAGAUGAACGCGAUUGAGCUCGACGUUGAUUGUUAUCUCGACACGGCUCUCGUCACCGUCACCGGAAAUUGGCGUGUCCACUGCGUUAUGGGAAGCAAGCGAUGUGAUUGCCGAAUCGCAAUUCCUAUGGGAGAACAGGGUUCAAUUCUAGGUGUUGAGGUAGAGAUUCCUAGAAAAACAUACACAACUCAACUGAUCACAGCGGAAGAUGGAAACGAGCUGGAGAAAACGGCACACCCUGAAAAUGGAGGUUUCUUGAAACCAAACAUUUUCACUCUUACAAUACCACAGGUUGAUGGAGGUACCAACAUAUCUAUAAAGAUGUCUUGGUCUCAGAAGUUGACGUAUAACCAAGGGCAGUUUUUUCUUGAUAUUCCUUUCAAUUUCCCUGAGUAUGUGACUCCUGCUGUGAAGAAAAUCUCGAAGCGAGAGAAGAUCUUCUUGAGUGUUAAUGCCGGUACUGGAACAGAGGUUCUCUGCAAAGGUUGCAGUCAUCAACUAAAGGAGAAAAUGCGGAACGCAGGGCAGCUGAGGUUUUCACAUGAAGCAGAUGUUUUGAAGUGGUCCAACACAGAUUUUAGCUUUUCUUAUACGGCCUCUUCAAGUAAUAUAGUUGGUGGGCUUUUCCUUCAAUCUGCACCUGUUCAUGAUGUUGACCAGAGAGAUGUAUUCUCUGUCUAUCUUUUUCCAGGAAAUCACCAAAAAACAAAGGCAUUUAAGCGGGAGGUGGUAUUUGUUGUUGAUUUAAGUAAAAGCAUGACUGGAAAACCUCUCGAGGAUGUGAAAAAUGCAAUCUCCACAGCUCUAGCUAAGCUAAAUCCUGAGGAUUCCUUCAACAUUAUCACUUUCAGUGAUGAUACUUCUCUGUUUUCGAUGUCCAUGGAGUCUGCUACCUCAGAUGCUGUUGAAAGAGGCAUCGAGUGGAUGAACAAGAGCUUUGUCGUUGCAGAUGGAACAAAUAUGCUCCCUCCCCUAGAGAAGGCCGUGGAAAUGCUUUCGAAUACUCGUGGCUCUCUUCCUAUGAUCUUCUUCCUAACAGAUGGGUCUGUUGAAGAUGAGAGACACAUUUGUAAUGUGAUGAAGAAACAACUUGCUAGUGCUGGAUCAGUCUGUCCACGGAUACACACUUUUGGGUUGGGUGUAUUCUGUAAUCACUACUUCCUGCAAAUGCUUGCAAAUCUAUCCAGGGGCCAGCAUGAAUCAGUUUACAAUACAGAUCAUAUUGAAGAACGAAUUGACAAACUAUUUACAAGGGCUUUAUCCACCGUUCUUGUGGAUAUAACAAUCGAUGCCCUGCAGAAUCUAGAUGAAGUUGAGGUAUACCCUUCGAAUAUUCCGGAUUUAACGUCUGCAAGCCCACUGAUGAUAUAUGGGAGAUACCGAGGAAAGUUCCCUGAGAAUGUGAAAGCCAAAGGUCUGCUUGGAGAUUUGAGCAGCUUCUCUGCAGACUUGACUGUACAAAGUGCAAAAGACAUGCCUCUUGAUAAAGUGUUUGCAAAGAAUGUGAUUGACGUGCUUACUGCUGAGCCAUGGUUCUCUGAAGACAAACAGCUGAUAGAAAGGAUUGCUAAACUAAGCAUCCAAACCGGCGUACCAUCUGAGUAUACUCGAAUGAUCCAUUUGGAGAACACAGAGGAAGCAGUGAAACCCAGCGACACCAAGAAAAAGCCAGCGAACAACGGGGAGAAACAGAAGAUGAUAUCAAGAACGAUCCCACUACAAAGCCUCGGGAUAGGGUUUGGUGAUAAAACAGCCACCAGAGAAAACGUCGUACCAGGAUUUGGAGAACAGAGAGCAGCUGAUGCUGCUGAGAAGUUCGUUAAAGCUGCCUCGAGCUGCUGUGUCUCCUUGUGCAACAAAUGUUGCUGCAUGUGCUGUGUCCAAUGCUGCUCUAAGCUCAAUGAUCAAUGUGUCCUCGUCUUCACACAGCUCUUCACUGCGAUUGCUUGCAUCGCCUGCUUUGAGUGUUGCACAAAUGUUUGCUGCACCUGUGGAGACGACUAG
Messenger RNA from Microthlaspi erraticum, 2262 nucleotides. The record is from the annotation of a GenBank genome assembly. NCBI's taxonomy places the organism in Eukaryota, Viridiplantae, Streptophyta, Magnoliopsida, Brassicales, Brassicaceae.